Molecule: messenger RNA, 823 nt
Organism: Paramuricea clavata
Lineage: Eukaryota; Metazoa; Cnidaria; Anthozoa; Malacalcyonacea; Plexauridae
Source: the annotation of a GenBank genome assembly
AUGUUUAAGCAUUUUCAGGAUAUUUUAGAUGGUGAAAUGAAACGACUUACUAGUCUCGGUGUUGGUUCAAAUGUCCGACAAGCGCAAGCAUUUUCAGAAGAGCAAGAAGAACUUUUGUGGAAAUCAAAUCUACUGGGCUCCGACUCACCAGUGACAUUACUAAAUACAAUGGUUUUUUUGAUCGGCAAGAAUUUUUCGCUUCGGAGCGGAAAAGAACAUCGUUCAUUAAAGUUCAGUCAACUUACACUGGAAGCUGCGACUGGGGAUGAACCUGAGAAGCUUAUUUACACAUCUUUUGGAGAAAAGAAUAACUUGGGUGGUCUUAAACAUCGUACCAUGAAACGGAAGCGUGUGGAGCAUUACGCAAACGAUGCGUGUCCUGAUCGUUAUAUGGUGCAUUUAAAUAAGAUGUAUGUGGAGAGAUGCACUUCUGAAGCCAUAAUAAAGGAUGUGUUUUACGUUACUCCCAAGCGAAAGUGUCUUGAUUCUGAUAAAGGUAUGUUAUGCUACUGAUAUUUUGAAUAUCCUUUGCUUAGAAUUUAAAUUGUUAAAUUUUUGUUCUUUUAGUGUGGUUCACGUUAAACCCAGUUGGCCACCAUACGUUGGGCAAUACGGUGAAACAUUUGUGUGAGAAAGCUGGCAUUGAUGGGCAUUACACGAAUCAUAGUCUUAGGGCUACUACUGCAACACGUGGUCUUGAAAAAGGGAUUGCGGAGAAAUAUGUCAUGGAGAGAACCGGCCAUAGAGAUGUGAGAUCACUUCAGCGAUAUCAAAAACCGAACGUCCAACAAAAGAUUGAGAUUUCAAGAGCGUUUGAUUUAUC